CACGAAACCAACAGAAGGUGAUCAGUGUGUUUCACUGAUUUGAAUAUAGAGCGAGGUGAUUUUGUCGAGGUCCUCCUCCUCCGCCUGCUCCGGUGACGCCUACCAUUCCUCAGCCUGAGCAGAGCUCGCUGCUGUGCUGCAACAGAAGUGGUGGAGUAGAAGAAAUCGCGUCAGUCGCUUUUGAGACGAGCAGAAGGCUUUUUCUCGUCCUGCCGUUCCUUAUAUUACUUAAAACUGGAUGUAAUAUGGAUGGAAGGACGUUACUGCCGCUAAGAGGAACUAUUUUGCCCAAGAAGACUCGGGUUGUUUGAAACCACUGCAGGUCAGCUGGAAUUCGAGAAAGAGAGCAUUACCAUUUGAACCUACUACAAGGCUUAACGGAUGAUGAAAAUGCAAUCCUGCGGCCUGACAAAUGGACAACACCAACAGAUUAGACCAGCCUCACAACCCUCACAAGCUGGUCCUCCUCGUCUUCAUGAGCCAAUGACAAAUUGCCAAUCUUGGACUGGAAAUAACACAUUUCACUAUGCAGCAAGAAAUGUAGGAGUCCAAAAUGCACAUGGUGGACAUUUCCCUUUGCAUAAUGGAGCUUAUUCUAACAGACAAGUGUCAAAUUUGCAGACUUCCGCAGGCACUUAUCAGGGGGCUUCUUCUCAGACUGGUGGAGGCGAUAGUAAUGACUAUUAUUUCAGGUUGUUACUCAACAGUCUUCAGAAUUCAUCAGCUAAUUCACAGAGUGGAAACCCAUGUUUGCCAGCCUCGGGAUUUCAAGUUCCCGCUCUGCAAGACUUUCAUCAGAAUUCAUCAACCCAGAGUCUACCGAACCAGAUCAACUCAAAUGCUACAUAUCUCCAGAAAGACAUGUCAGCAAAUUGGAAAUGGCCCGUGGCAGUUAAUGAGAAACAAACAAUGGGGACACAAGAUGGUAGAACUGUGACGGAUUUCCAAAAUGUUAGGGUUCAGACGGGCAUGCAGCAAAAUGUUAUUGGAGCCUUGACAAAACCUAUUUCCGCAUACUCUACAACAGCUACAUCACUUGCACCUGAACAGGCUUUAUGCACCAGCACAGUAUCUGCCUCUGAACACUCUGUAUACUCUGUGCAGGUUGUCAGUAGUCAGGUUCAUGGACAAAAGGACACUCAGCAUGGAUUCUCUGUCAACUUACCGAGUUAUUAUACGGUGACCUCUCAGCCUUUAGGAAACAAAAACGUCGCCACACACACACCGUCAAAUGCACAGAAUUCUUACCUUUCCAGCACAAGCCAGAAAACUCAGCAAUACCCAGUUCAGCAAUCCUUAACCCACAAUAGUGGGAUCAAGGUCGUCAACUCAAGUCACUCAAAUUCACAUAAAGAGCAUGAAACUGUUCUCCUCUUGGCAAAAAAAAGAGAGCUUCCCAGAAGUCCUUUUACACAACAGCACGUGCCCAGGCACAUGUUAAGUGCAAGUAGUUUAUGUAAUUCAAACACUCCUGGCUCUGAUGGUUGUCCCCCUCCUCCUCCGUACAGUAGUUCAAAUUACAGAAAGCAGCAGUCUGUCAGAACCACCACAAAGACCUUGCCUUAUCAAUGUAAUAUGCAGCCUGGGACUUCGGUUGUCUCUAAAAAUUGUAAUAACUUGAAUGCCAUCCAGUUCUUGCAAUGCCAGUCUGGGCAGUCUUUGCCUAAAACCACUCAGAGUGUAAGGUCAGUAACACAGCACAGUGUAAGGCCACCCCUUCAGCAAAACUCUGUACCAAAUAUUAUUCAUGCCUCAACUGCAGGAAAUGGAAGUGGCAUAAAUAAGUCAAAUGAUGCAUUUCUUCCUAACAAAAAGUAUAGCCGAAUUGGAUUGUUGAGUGACUCAUCUCUGCCGAUGCCAUUGACUGAGAACAUUUCACCACAGGGAAACGAGACUCAAUCAUCUGUAGCAGGUGGUUUUGAGAUGCCAUCAAUCCAGCAAAACAAUAGCUCUGUUCUUUCAUCACCUGGACACACAGGCACCAAAGCUGUUGCUGUUGUACAACCACUGCCAUCACUGGAAAGUCACAUUCCCAAUAGUCAUGCUUCUUGUGAUUCCAUAUCAGGUGACUCGUUAAACAACCCUGAGAAAAUAUUUAUUUCACAGGCUACAGCAAUCAACAGAGAGGCUACAUAUUUGAAGGACUGUGAAGCCUCUUCGCAAACUUUAGAUUCAGGGACCCAAAACACAAGGAAACAACCUGAAUGUGAUGUUAAUGUUGUGCAAGUGCAAAACUCAGUACCAUCUGCAGUACCAGUAAGCCAAAACUGUCCUAAAGACCAAAGUAGGAUGGAAACACUUUCAACAUCACAGGGGUCUGACCUUUCCUCACUCCCAACAACCCCGUGGACUGCAGAGGCACUAAUAAAUUUAAUAAGAUAUACCGAAAAAGCCCAGAAAGAGCCUGAUGAUUUGAAAGAGUGUAACCCUACAAAAAAUAUAUUAGACUUGUUUUGGGAUGGCAAACUCAAAACAUUACACACUUCACGCACAUCAGGUUUGCUCAAGGAUUUAUUUGCAGACGUUAAGAACUUCUGCCAAAGUUAUUUUAAAAAAGGCUCUGUUGUACUGUGGCAGGUAAAUGGCAAUUUUGAGGAGCAAAUGAAAAAUUACCAUGUCCUCAAAGAUGAUGAAGUCUUUUCAGAAUUGCCUUACAAAUCAUCAUGGUUAAAUGUCAGUAAGCAGUUAGAUGAAAUAGACAAAGAAUUUGGCUUCCCGUGGACUUUGAACUAUCACAUUCCCAUGCUUGAGAGUAGCCAGAAAGAAAUCCAGACAGAAAGCCAGAAAGAUCAGGUGAACACCAACAACAGUAUUCCUGCAUUUGUAAGCAAGGUGCCAACCAAGGUCUUGCCACCAAUACAUUUUGAACCUGUGAACUCAGGUGAAGAAAAAGAAGCCACCACACUUGAAGCCCCCUCAAGUCAAAAUGCUUCCCCUAAUAAGACCGAUGAUGCCAGUGACCCAUGUCUAUUAUUGAAAAUCCAAGUUUUGCCUCCAGAAGAGGCCAAACAUUUCUAUGAGCAACAACCAGAUGAGAUGCCACAAAGUAUGGAUACAGAUAGUCAGGCAGAGAUGAUCAGGAGUAGUUCCAUGGAGAGUGAGACACCUGAUGAUACUGAGACCACAUCAAGUGAAUCAAAAGAAGAGACAGGGGAAAUCGGUCUGACUAAAGAGAUUUGCUGUCUUGCCAAGCUGGUGGAAAUGGUUUCAGGAUCAAGCACACAUUCUCUGUGUAAAUGCCAGGACCAGGAAGAGCAAAAUUAUGAAGACAGCACCAGUAAGAUCCUUGAUAAUGGUGAGACUGUUGAGCUAAAGCACAAUAACCAGUUUGAGAUUAUUCCUGGCAGCAAGUUUUACCCUGCAAUGGAAGGAGAGGAUCUAGUACAGGGCAAAGAGGACAUUGGCAAUCAAAUUUUGGUAUUUAGUGGUUCUGAGCUUUGUAGCACUCCCAGUCAAAUGAUUGACUUAACCAAAGAUGACCAACCUGAGUCUUCUAAACAAAACCCCCAGAACACUUCCCAAAAAGCCGAUAGUAGCCAUUCAGACAUUAUAUUCAUAAGUGAUGAUGAAGCUCUCUCCAACAGCAAAAAUGAAAUUCUUAGCCAGGCGACAUAUCUUGCCAUAAAGACAUCUGAAUGUGAAGAUGAGUGUGGACAAGAACAACUGAAGUCUACAGAAACUAAGCAGUCGGGCGCUUCAGUCAGUGACAAAGCUGAAACUGAGAAAUUCAGUAGUGCUGAGAGUGAAAUUGUCAUCCAGGUAUUGGAUCCUUUCAGGAGCUGUGAAGAAGCUCCAGAUGUGGCAGCCUCCUCUUUGGAAACCAAAGGACAAACUGCUAAGAGUGACUUUAAGGCAUCUUUCAGCCAAUGUGUUGAACAUAAAAAAACUAAAAGAAAACACGAGCCACUCGAAUGUCAUGAUGAAUUAGGUCCACCCCAAAAGGAAUCGAAGAAAUACAAUUCCUCCGUUGAUCUGAAUUUACAGCAUGCCCUUGAUGGUGUUUCAAAAUGUGACAAAGAGCUUGUUGGUGACCGUUCAAAAAGAACUGUUGAACUAGUGCUGUUUGGCUCAGCUCAACAAGACAGGCAUGCUUUAUCUGACAGUAAACAGACCCAUUCACCAUCUCUAAAGGAAGUGUCUAAUGCAGCACGGAGGCCUCCAGAAGUUCUUACAGUGAAUCUCAACACUUCGAGUAGCAAAUCCUGUGAAGCUGUCUACACAGGGAGUUAUUCUGUCAAACAACAGAUUCACGAAAAAUGGUGGAGAAGUUUUCAACCAACUAAGGCUAUGUACAGAAACAAACUGAAAAGGCUUAAAUGCCGUUCUGACUCUAUACCUGGACCAAGGCUCAAGAAUGAUAAGCUGUCAGUUUCAUCUAAAAUGAAAGUCUUUGAUGGAAAAUCCAAACGCUCCCAGAGUCUGAAGAUGGAGAGGUCCCACAUUAAGAGGCUUGGACAGGAGAACGGUGUUUUAAAAUUCAGUGUUCUGCCCAGUAACUUCAACUUCAAAGAUGGAGCCAGUGGGAGAAAGGAAUUCACCGAUCCUGUUUCAGAUCCAGAUUUUAAAGAAAAGGACCAGAACCUCAAGACAGAUGUCACAAUGCCAAAAGGUAUAUGGUGUCCGAGUCCUAAGAAGAAUUAUAGCCCUCUACGCAUUCCUAAGACCUUCGGCCUCUUCCACGAAUAUCAGAAGAAAUACAAGGAGCGUUCAUCAAAGGAUAAAUAAUGUGACAGAUUUUUCUUUUCUCCUCAGGGAAUUUUUUUCAUUUGAAACAUCUACUACAAAGAUUGCUACUAAAACUAUGCCUUUUGUCUGUUUGUACUGUGUGUAUAUAUAAGCAAUACAUUAGGAGGCUGUGCCAGUUUUUGGAAACAGCUGUUUGUGGUUGUUUACAUGCUUGUAAAAAAUGCUGCAGUCAUGCAUCACGUAUAGUUACUGACUGCCCUUUUGAGACAUGUGAACUGUGACUCAGUGGACUUUACAAGUCUGUUAAAGUGUAGUGCGCGCGCACGCACACACGUGCGCCUGCAUGCAGACUUGUGUUCAUUCAGUCAGUAAGCCAACAUGUUCAAAAGAACUAAAGCUGUACAUAUCUAAAAGGGUUUUUUCAAAACAUUUUAUACAAAGAAACCCUCCACAUGUAACGUUUACACUUUGUAUUUUUACUUGGUUUUUCUACACUUGCAGUAUUUGCAUUUAAACUUUUUUUUAACCAAUAAAUUAUCUCUUUUUUUUUACAUAUGUUUUAAAUACCUUUUAUUAGUUCAUACAUAGAUUGAUAUAAGUUGAAAAUUGUGUUUAAAGAGCAUUAGAGGAAAACAGCCUGCCUCCUGGCAAAAUGAUUGUUAAUCUAAAACAAACUCCAAAAAUGAGAGGACACUGAAGUGGUAACUGUUGGUUAAUUUCAUUCCUUGCAGCUGUCCUCUUUGCUCAUCUGUUAUCUCAAUACAUUCAACUGUCUUGUAACUAAGCUGUUGUAUUGUUAUUAAUACCAAAUCAAAAGGGUUUAUGCAAGUCUUUCUGAUUUUAUUGAAGCAUGAGCAGAUGUAGCCUUUUCAGAAACUGCAAACCUAAAGCACAGCUUACCCUAAAGCAGUUUGAGGCUACAAAUUUAAACAUAGUCACUGAGUGACUUUUACUUCAGUGGUUUUAUUUCAUGUUCAGCUGCUUCGAUACUCUGUAACCAUAUCAUUCAAUAGUAUUCAAUCACUUUAUUACCUGGAAUAUUAAAACAAAUUGAAGAUAAAUAUUAAAUGAAUAGACUACUGCAUUCAAACCCUUAGCAUUGACCUUGGGCAGCUGUUUCCUUCCUUGGUAAUCAUUUCUUCACUGCUGCUUUUACUGUGUUGCUUUUUUUUUUUUAAAUCUUCUCCUUCAAUGGAGCCUCGGAGUUUCCCAUCCCAGGAUUAAAGCUUGUGUUUUUUUUUUUUUUUUUGUUUGUUUUUUUUUAAACCUGUUUUCUGGAAUUGGCCCUAGCUGUCAAUUCUUAUCAGCACCAGAUGUGGCCCUGCACCACUUCAGAAUGCUAAAAACAACUAACGACAUUGCUGUUCAAACAGUAAUAAUUUAUGGGCUUGUCAGAACUCUCCUAAGGGGACUUUUGUAUGUAUGACAAGACUGAUUCUUGACUCCCCAGUUCUUAAUCCAGGACUACAAACACUGCACUCAUGCAAUUGUAGUGUCUGUAAUUGUUAAAGCCACAUUAACAGAUCUGUCUGAAAUGACACAAUAAUCUAAAGUUUCAUUGUGAGAGUCACAGCCUCUUACUUUCAGAUUCAUUUCUGUAACACCACCUGGUAAACUUCCAUUCAGUGAUGAGAUGUUGCUGGUUGAGAAACUGUUCUUCCCUGUUAAAGUUCCAUCAAACUAGCAGAUGAUGCUUUCGCCAUCUGUUUAAACUUUCUGAAUAUUUCUGUUUUGCUUUUGUUGCCAGCUCUCAUCAGCCUUCACAGUAUUCUGUUUUCUGUUUAUUUGUAUUGUAGUUCAUAGAAAUAAAUUUUUACUGGUUCA
Messenger RNA from Archocentrus centrarchus (flier cichlid), 6510 nucleotides. RefSeq names its product antagonist of mitotic exit network 1 homolog (S. cerevisiae) (gene amn1). Bases 382 to 4725 code for a protein of 1447 amino acids. The transcript is spliced from 5 exons. The record is from RefSeq and is a predicted model, not a curated record. NCBI's taxonomy places the organism in Eukaryota, Metazoa, Chordata, Actinopteri, Cichliformes, Cichlidae.